GGGAGGUCCCGGUAUGUAAAACAAUACAUAGUUCUCCAGCUCCUUUAGCCAAUCCAAACCCAACUCCAAUUCUACAUCAAUGUCUUUGGAAACAAUGAUCUCUUUGUUGCCACAAGAACUACAUCGUUCUAGAUCAUAGUAAUUGGUUGAUGAACAAGAAACUAGGUGGUUUGUUCUACUUCCAUUGCUUUGUUCACCAAUGAACGGACAGUUCUAAUCAAUAUAAUUUUGGCUGGGUAAUCCUGAUUAAUGGACUCGAUGAUUCCACCAAUUGACCUUACCUGAAUACACCAUGUCUUCACCUAACCAAUGCCCCAUGACGAUACAAGAGCUACAAAUCGCUCUCAGACUGCGCACUAUCAGCGAUGCCGAGGAACUAAUCAAGGCCGACCCAAUCAAGGAAGCCUUUCGAAUGUACAUGAACAGAUGCUUUUCAGCUGCCUCAAUCACACGUUCACUGCCGAACUGGAAAGAGGUAGACGAAUACAUCUACUGGAAGCAGCUACAUAUCGGGCUCCGGACAACCGGAGCGCUUCUUAGGCAAGUUGUCGCCAAGGACUGCCACGAUAAUCCGUACGAGCUUAUUCCUCAUGUAGGGAUGUUCGCCUUACGAGUUAUGGACUUUAUUAAGACCCCUGAGGGCGCAAGGUUCGAUGUACCUUUAGAUGCUACUCGCAUCAUGCGACAGGAAGAGAUCUAUUUCGACCGUUGCAGGAGGCUAACGACUUUGUUGGGUUUCCUAGUUAAUCAGAGGCUACUAAGUAGGAAAAGGAAAAGAAAGGCAGAGGAAGAUGUAAAUGGGGGUAGGGCCGGCUGGAUCUAAUUCGACUGCAAUUAAAAACGUACUUCAUAGAUCAAUUGAUACCUGGUAAUAGAGGCUGAUAGAUUUACAAUAACUAAC
This is a messenger RNA of Hypoxylon trugodes, 901 nucleotides long. RefSeq lists its product as uncharacterized. Bases 293 to 823 code for a protein of 176 amino acids. NCBI's taxonomy places the organism in Eukaryota, Fungi, Ascomycota, Sordariomycetes, Xylariales, Hypoxylaceae. The transcript has a single exon. The record is from RefSeq and is a predicted model, not a curated record.